AACAGAUUAAACAUUGGCUCGAUUCCUCCUCGAUCUAAAAUCCGAAAUUCAACAUGUGAAAGUCUUAUAAAACUGAGAAUAAAUGGCCAUCAUCAAAGACAUUUGCUUAGUGAAAUUCAGUAUGUGGCGUAUACGCUGAAUAUCGAAUUGAUGUGAUCUAUAUAUGCAACGACUGCGGACACCUUUCCAUAUCGAUCGAUUGCGCUUUCAAAACAUUGUCGAUAUUUUUUCGUGUUUGCUCUUCCGCUUGGUGCGUGCCAUACGACGAAGAUAUAAAAGCGCUAUUUUUGUGGUGAUUGUUAUGUAUAGACGUUCAAUUCAACAAAAAAAAAAGAGUUCAAUCAUCGCAAUGGCAUCCGUCAUAAAGGCGGGCAGCGUAACGCUCAUCGUUUUGAUGAGUUUCGUCCUGUGCGUUGGUAGCGUGAACCGGAAGACUUCCGUUACCGUAUCCGACUACGUGCCCCGUCAACAUUUAAUUAUCGUUACGAGCAGCAACAUUUCCGACGGUCUGAUGACCGUCUCCGGCCUUCAAUUAAUGCCCACCUGGGCUUAUAAGGCAUCGGCCGCUUAUUUGUUUUUGAUUAGCGUCCUAGGAUUGAUUCUCAAUAUUAUCGUCAUCAUUGUACUUUUAAAUGAUCCCAAGAAAAUGACGCCAUUGAAUUGGAUGCUCCUUAAUCUGGCCUGCUCCGAUGGGAUCAUCGCAGGCUUCGGUGCGCCGGUCUCUAUAGUCGCUGCCCUACAUUCAGGAUGGCCUUUCGGUAAAGACUUAUGCACGGCCUACGCUAUGAUUACAUCGACGGCAGGUAUUGGAUCGAUUACAACCCUAUCGGCAUUAGCCAUUUUUCGAUGUAAACUGGUCGUUCAAAAGCAUCUGCAUCCACCGAAUCGCGUUAGCGCUUUUACUAAUCGAAGUGUCCGUCUUGGCCAACGUCAAGCUGCUCUUCUUUUAACGAGCAUCUGGACGUACGCGUUGGCCGUCACUUGCCCGCCGCUCCUCGGCUGGGGUCAUUACGGCCGUGAAGCUGCCCACAUCAGCUGCUCGGUCAAUUGGGAAUUAAAGAUGGACGGCAAUCGAUCGUACAUUUUCUACAUGUUCGCUAUGGGAUUAUUUCUUCCGAUGGUCGUCAUUAUCACGUCCUAUUCAAACAUUCUGCGCGUCGUGCGCAAAGUUAAACGCGAAAUCAAUCAAAGAUCGAUUAUGCAAAUUCGCGUUCAACCGCAAAAAGAGAAAAAUCGUCGAAGCGACGCGGCCGAAAAACGAUCGACUGUCAUGGUAGCCGUCAUGAUCGGUGCCUUCAUGGUAGCCUGGACACCUUAUUCAAUACUGGCACUAGUCGAGGUGUUUAGCGGUAGACGUAACGACAGCGUAACGAGCUCACCUGCGUUAGCCACUAUACCCUGCCUCUUUGCCAAAACAUCAGCUGUCCUCAAUCCAAUCAUUUACGGAUUUUUAAACACGCAGUUUCGAUCGGCCUGGGAGAAAUUCUCGAUUCGAUUUCUUGGAAGGCAAGGACUCGUUUACAAUCAUGGGAUGGUGGUAGGUACGUCGAGUAACGAACAACCGAGAGAAUUGCUGGACAUGUCGGCUGCUGGCCAGCUGACGAAAACGAUGACGCAAAGCCUGGCUUUACCUCCUGAACGUAUUGAACAGACUAGUCUGUGCCGUCCAAGAGAAAUGAUCGUGAACGAUGCGAAAGAAUCUCCGAUUAUUGUUCCAGAAAGAACAAUCGAAUCGAAUGGUUUAAUUGCAGCUGGACAAGAAGAGCCCGUUUCGUUGGAGAUUGUUAGGUUUCUCAACAAUUCGGGCGUUCAUCGGAUCCAGUUGUUAUACGUCAACAACAAUAAAAUUUGAAAAACUAAAAACAAUUUCGAGUAACCCGCCGAGGUCGAAGAAAAUCCGAUAUUUUGAAGACAUUAGAUUUAAUUGUCUUUUUUUUUACAUGGAAGAAAUUGCGUUUGGUUAGUUAUUGCUGGGUAACAGCGUGUGCCUGUCGACUCGCUUAGCAACCCAGCGUAUAGGCCAUCCACCAACCGCAUGAAAAUCGAUUUCAAUUUCCUAUACACAGCAAGUAUAUCGUUCGUUAGAGGCAGCAUGUUCAUUGUGCGUGUUUAUGUUGCACUGUCUGCACGUAAACUCGGGUCUAUUUGGCCCACAUUAUAAACCCCGUGAAUUAAUGUGCAUCGAAGCUCCAACUACCAAAUCUGAUCACGCCCUGGCAUCAACAAUUUCUUUUGAAUGUUGUGAAUUGAUUGACAGUGUCAUUUCCGAAUCGUAUACUAUAUAUUGCUCGAUUAAUGUACAUGCUGUGGGCGAGCGUUUGAUAUUAUAUACGCCCUGAAUACAAACUAUAUGUAAGGACGUCUAUAAAAUAUACGAAUGUCGUCGUAUAUCAUCUGACUUUUAGUCUGUAUAACCUUUCGCUUGGAUGUGUCCUCCUGAAAAACUUACAAGACCACGCUAAAUUAUGUAACAGCAAAGACGUAAAAUGAAUGAACUGGUAGGUAUACCAUUAGCCUCUUGUUCACCUAACUGAACAACAGACGUGGGUGCAUU
Daphnia magna is the source of this 2554-nucleotide messenger RNA. Its product is annotated as rhodopsin. The record is from RefSeq and is a predicted model, not a curated record. Gene Ontology annotation, biological process: G protein-coupled receptor signaling pathway. Gene Ontology annotation, cellular component: photoreceptor outer segment; membrane. Bases 164 to 1852 code for a protein of 562 amino acids. The transcript has 6 exons. Gene Ontology annotation, molecular function: G protein-coupled receptor activity. Lineage: Eukaryota; Metazoa; Arthropoda; Branchiopoda; Diplostraca; Daphniidae.